This is a messenger RNA of Mitosporidium daphniae, 2778 nucleotides long. RefSeq lists its product as uncharacterized. The transcript has 6 exons. Bases 1 to 2778 code for a protein of 925 amino acids. The record is from RefSeq and is a predicted model, not a curated record. Gene Ontology annotation, cellular component: cell septum; cell periphery. Gene Ontology annotation, molecular function: chitin synthase activity. Lineage: Eukaryota; Fungi; Microsporidia.
AUGAUUGGGAUUAUUCAUUCAUUAUCGCACAUCUUUUUGCUAAGAGCAAAUAGAGCCAAAAGUGUCGUUCCAGCAGAUCCGGCUCGGGAUGCACGUCGUCGAGGUCUUAGCCGUUGGGAUGGCAGGACCGUGGAGGACGAAAGCUAUUAUGAUAAAAAUGGAGUCCCUUCUUCCUUGAAGCCGCCAGACAUGCUUUCUGAUCGCAAAAGAGCCUCCUUUUCUGUAUGGCGCCUUUUCAGCCGCAUGUUGACCUGCUUGAUCCCUUCAUGCUGCCUUUCUAAAUGCGGAGGCCUGCGAGACCAAGGGAUGCAACAAGCCUGGCGUGAAAAGGUUGCCUUGUGUAUGCUGAUAUUUUUUGGGUGUCUUGCCCUUGGUUUUUUACAAUUUGGGUUCACCACUUUUGUGUGUAGACCCCCUGCAUUUAUAUACAAGCAUUCCGAGGUAAAGACCAAGACGAGUGGAAAAAAUAGAUGGUUCAUCAUUAGAGGAACCAUUUACAAUGUGCCCUUCAAAUAUAACCCCUACUCUCAUUCCGACGUCCCUUAUGAUGUGUAUUCAACAUUUGCGGGGUCUGACGUUUCUCCAUUUUUCCCACCACAUCCCUCCUCAGCGUGCGCUGCAGCCGGGAUAGUCUCUGGGGGCUUGGAGUGUACCGUUAAAGGUAGUGAAGUUACCUUUUGCCACAGCCCUUCAAUAAUUUCCAAAAUGGAUAGGGUUGGCACGGUCACAUGGAAUUGGAACGAGAUCGAGGCCUCUGAUUAUCUCAUUGCAUACAACGGGCUUGUUUUGGACGUUAGUUCGUACCUCGACCAAAUACCUAUCUCCUCUCCAACACCGUAUGGGAAAAAAAUCGAUUCGAUCUUUCGAUCUUCUGUUGGUGGUGACGCAACCAAGGCCAUAUCCACCCUGUCUCGUGAUGAAAUACAAUGCCUUUUGGAUGAGUUUGGUGCAGGCACCGUUGACGUAAAAUCGGUUGGCUGUAUUUUGACUGACGUGAUCCUAUAUUUAUCGCUUGUUGCUAUUCUUGCCGUGAUUUUUGUCAAAUUUAUUUUGGCCGUCACUUGGACAUGUUGCAUGUCCAAAAAGUUCUCUUCCAAGGGUUUGGAGCGGGUCAUCAAAAAAGACAUUCCCUUUGAAACAAAUCCACAUCCUAUUGGCGGUUCCUUUGAUGAUAAUCCGAUGUAUUCAAUUCUAGUGGUCACAUGUUACUCUGAAGAGGAAACUGGUCUUCGCACGACCAUCGAAUCUUUGCUCGAAUCUGACAUCCAUGACUCUCAUAAGCUUCUUUUUGUCGUUGCAGAUGGUCUAAUUACGGGGUCCGAUUGGAUGCCCGAGGCUUUUUCCUAUGUGGCAAUUGCUGAUGGAGAAAAAAGGCACAAUAUGGCGCGGAUUUAUGGAGGGCAUUUUUGCUCAAAUGGGCACCGUGUUCCGGCCGUUGUUGUUGUCAAAUGUGGCACCCCCAACGAGGCUACUCAACCUAAGCCUGGAAAUAGAGGAAAGCGAGAUUCUCAAAUUCUGCUUAUGAACUUCCUAAGCAAAGUUCUUUUUGGCGACAGAAUGACGCCUCUUGAGUAUGAUCUGUAUAGAAAAAUCCGAUACCUGACGCACAUCACUGCUGACAAGUAUGAAGCUGCUCUUUGUGUGGAUGCCGAUACCAAGGUUGAGCCUGAUGCACUUAGGAACAUGCUUUCCGUACUUAGACUCGAUCCCACCGUCAUGGGUUUAUGCGGCGAAACCAGAAUUGCCAACAAAGGAGCUUCCUGGGUCACUGCAAUCCAAGUUUUUGAAUAUUUUAUCUCGCAUCAUUUGAACAAAUCCUUCGAAAGUGUAUUUGGUGUCGUUACCUGCUUGCCUGGCUGUUUUUGCAUGUAUAGAAUCAAAGCCCCUAAGGGGCUUCCCGGGUGCUAUGUCCCCAUUCUCGCAUCUCCCGACAUUAUUGAUUCUUAUGCAGAAAAUGUAACCGAUACGCUCCAUAAGGUAGGCCGCCAACUUUUAAUGUUCUCACAGAAAAACUUGCUUCUUCUGGGUGAAGAUCGAUACUUGACUACACUUAUGUUAAAGACAUUUCCCAAACGCAAGAUGCUUUUUAUUCCAAAAGCCAAAUGUCGUACUCAAGUUCCAGAUACUUUUAGUGUAUUGCUCUCCCAAAGGAGGCGAUGGAUCAACUCUACUGUGCAUAAUUUAUUUGAAUUGGUUCUGGUAAACGAUCUUUGUGGGACUUUUUGCUGUUCCAUGCAAUUUAUCAUCUUCAUGGAGCUUUUGGGAACCCUUGUCCUGCCAGCGGCCAUAGUGUUUACGGGCGUUCUGAUCACGACAAGUAUCAUCGGAGAUCUUCAGUACAUUCCUCUUGGGCUUUUGAUAGCCAUUCUCGGCUUGCCUGCCUUCUUGAUUUUUUUUACUCGUUCAUCUCUUAUUUAUGCCUGGUACAUGCUUUGCUACCUGAUUGCCCUGCCUAUUUGGAACUUUGUAUUACCGGUGUAUGCAUACUGGCAUUUCGAUGAUUUUUCGUGGGGUGAAACUCGUAAAAUAGAAUCCGCUACAAAGGAUAAAGCUCAUGGAGACAAGGAGGGUGUCUUCGAUUCAUCCCAAAUAUUCAUGAGGCGCCUCGAGGAAUAUGAGGCCGAAAUUGCGACUUCUGUUGUAAACUUUUGCAGCUCAUCUGGAAAGGGGCUUGCCUCCCUUGAAAUUCUGCACCAAGAAUAUCUUGUUGAUAGGCUUGAGGAUGGUUUUGAAGGGGAAGACUUUUCUUCCAAAGUAUCAUCCCUCUCUGUUGGUUAA